AUGAGGUUGGGUUUUUUAGUAUCUAUUCAAUUCUGUACACAAAUCCGAACAACGAAGCUCGUUCACUGACUGGUGGUUUGAUUGCACCAUCAAGUCCAGACAACUCUCACAAGGAGUGUGCAAUAUGAUACCUGCCAUCCGAUGGAAGCAGGUACUACCUCCACGCCUGGGCGAUAGACUGUCCGUCUUAGUUGCCAUCACUGAAUUGUGGGUAGCGGGCCUCUUUGAGCUGCUGGUCAUCCUGCCGCGCAAAUAUCCUGAAGCGACCACGUCCUAUUGGCUGAGCGUCGCACUGGGGCUGUUCCUGUUUGUCAACACAUUGGGGAACCUUCUCAUGGCCAUGGGCACCGAGCUGUCGAUCAGUUCCAGCCUCUUGCCCACCGUUUUGAAACCCGGUUGGGAUUACUGCUAUUUGUGCCAGCAGAAUUCGCCACCCAGAUCCUACCACUGUGGCCAUUGUGGUGUCUGCGUGCUCAAGCGGGACCACCACUGCCUUUUCAUCGGCAGUUGCGUGGGCUACGCCAACCAACGGUAUUACCUUAUCUGCAUCAUGUACAUCAGCCUAGGGGCCCUCUAUGCAAACUACCUGAAUAUGGAAUUUGUUGUAGAGAACGUGAGCCAAAACUUACAUUGGACGACACUCCUGGCAUCGUUCACGCCGAUGUUCGGCUGGGUGUUCGGUCUCUUUCGGCCAGUGUCCUACUUCAUUGCUUUCCAGAGCGGAACCUGCAUGCUGGGAUUCCUCGCUUUCACCGCCUUGUUUUGUUACCACGCGUACAUUGCCCUUCGUGGCCAGACCACCCACGAGAAGCGGCGGAUCAGAGACCGUUCGUACGACUUGGGCUGGCGGCAGAACAUCCGUGAUGUGCUGGGAACGCGCUGGUAUCUCGUGUGGAUCUUUCCCCUCAUUACAUCGCCACUUCCCGGUGAUGGAGUUCACUUUUUAAAGCGUGGAAUGGUUGGCUUGGAAGAAGUCAAGGAUUUAUGACUAGGCCAAGGACAAAAUGAUAGAGUGAAAUCCAGUGUUGUACAAUGUAAUUGAGAUAUAUUAAGACCAUCACAAGACCUCCAGUCUGAAUUCACAGUCUAUUAAAAUGAAUCACAACAACAGCACUCCU
Messenger RNA from Acanthaster planci (crown-of-thorns starfish), 1118 nucleotides. RefSeq names its product putative palmitoyltransferase ZDHHC24. NCBI's taxonomy places the organism in Eukaryota, Metazoa, Echinodermata, Asteroidea, Valvatida, Acanthasteridae. Gene Ontology annotation, molecular function: palmitoyltransferase activity. The record is from RefSeq and is a predicted model, not a curated record.